Hyaena hyaena (striped hyena) is the source of this 3883-nucleotide messenger RNA. Its product is annotated as leukocyte immunoglobulin-like receptor subfamily B member 3. Gene Ontology annotation, molecular function: inhibitory MHC class I receptor activity. Gene Ontology annotation, biological process: cytokine-mediated signaling pathway. The transcript has 22 exons. The record is from RefSeq and is a predicted model, not a curated record. NCBI's taxonomy places the organism in Eukaryota, Metazoa, Chordata, Mammalia, Carnivora, Hyaenidae.
UCUGUCUGUCCUGCAGGCAUUGAGGUUCCUCCCUCUGCAGAGCCAGAUUCAAAGUGAUGCCAUGACCCCCAUCCUCACGGCCCUGUUCCUCCUCGGGCUGAGUGUGGGCCCCAGGACCCGAGCGCAGGCAGGGACCCUCCCCACACCCUUCAUCUGGGCUGAGCCAGGCCCUGUGGUCCCCUGGGGGACACCUGUGACCAUCUGGUGUCAGGGGAUCCUAGAGGCCCAGGAGUUCUAUCUGGAUAAAGAGGGACACUCAGUGACCCGGGACAGACAGCCCACACUGGAGCCUGGGGACAAGGCCAAGUUCUCCAUCCCACACAUGACAGAUGUACAUGCAGGACGGUAUCACUGUCACUAUCGAAGUCCCUCUGGCUUGUCAGAGAGCAGUGACCCCCUGGAGCUGGUGGUGACAGGAUACCAUGGCAAACCCAGUCUCUCAGCCCUGCCCAGCCCCGUCGUGACCUCAGGAGGGAAGGUGACCCUCCAGUGUGCCUCACGGAUGGGAUCCCACAGGUUUGUCUUGAUGAAGGAAGGAGAACCCAGGCCCUCCUGGACCCUGGACUCCCAGAGACACACCAGUGAGCAGUUCCAGGCCCUGUUCCCUGUGGGCCCCGUGACCCCCAGGCUCAGGUGGAUGUUCAGAUGCUAUGGCUAUUACAACAACUCCCCACAGGUGUGGUCACAGCCCAGUGAGCCCCUCGAGCUCCUUGUCUCAGGUGUGUCCAGGAAGCCCUCCCUCCUGACCCCGCAGGGCCCUGUUGUGUCCCCUGGACAGAGCCUGACCCUCCAGUGUCGCUCGGAUGUCGGCUAUGACAGGUUCGCUCUGCACAAGGAGGGCUCACGUGACCCCCCCCAGCCCCGAGGCCGGCAGCCCCAGGCUGGGCUCUCUGGGGCCGACUUCCCCCUGGGCCCAGUGAGCAGCUCCCUUGGGGGCCGGUACACCUGCUAUGGUGGACACAACCUCUCCUCCGAGUGGUCGGCCCCCAGUGACCCCCUGGACAUCCUGGUCACAGGGAUGGACAGCCCCUCCCCCGCCUUCCUGUCUCUAGGACAGCUCCCCCCCACGCCCUCCCUCUCGGUGCAGCCGGGACCCACGGUGGCCUCAGGAGAGAACGUGACCCUGCUGUGUCAGUCCAGGCGCCGUGUGGACACUUUCCUUCUGUCCAAGGAGGGGGCGGCCGACGCCCCCCUGCGUCAUAGAUCAGAGUACCCAGCUGAGAAGUACCAGGCCGAAUUCUCCAUGAGUCCUGUGACCUCAGCCCAGGGGGGGACCUACAGGUGCUACGGCUCAUAUAGCACCUCACCCUACCUGCUGUCACAGCCCAGUGAGCCCCUGGAGCUGCUGGUCUCAGAAACAGCUGACAUCAGCCCAGCACAAAACAAGUCGGGCCACAACACUGGGCUGUGUCGGGACCCGUGGGGCCAGAUACAGACAGGGUCCCUCCCCAAACCCUCCAUCAAGGCUGACCCCAGCCUCAACGUCACCAGGGGGAGACUUGUGACCAUCUGGUGUCAGGCGCCUCUGCAGGCUGAUGCAUUCUAUCUGUAUAGAGACAGGGUCUCACAACCCAUGUCCAUGGAGAUAUCACAGGAUUCCAGCAACAAGGCCAGUUUCUCCCUUGAACUCAUGACCUCCAUGAUGCACGGCGAUACCAGUGUCAGUAUCACAGCCAGAACGGUGGUCAGAGCAGAACCAGCCUCCAAGUGGACACACCCUGUGUGUCUGUCUGUCCUGCAGGCAUCGAGGUUCCUCCAUCUGCAGAGCCAGAUUCAAAGUGAUGCCAUGACCCCCACCCUCACGGCCCUGCUCCUCCUCGGGCUGAGUGUGGGCCCCAGGACCCAAGCACAGGCAGGGACCCUCCCCACACCCACCAUCUGGGCUGAGCCAGGCCCUGUGGUCCCCUGGGGGACACCUGUGACCAUCUGGUGUCAGGGGAUCCUAGAGGCCCAGCAGUUCUAUCUGGAUAAAGAGGGACACUAUGUGACCUGGUACAGACAGAAGCCACUGGAGCCUAGGGACAAGGCCAAGUUCUCCAUCCCACACAUGACAGAUGUACAUGCAGGACGGUAUCGCUGUCACUAUCUAAGUCCCUCUGGCUGGUCAGACCACAGUGACCCCCUGGAGCUGGUGGUGACAGGAUCCCGUGGCAAACCCAGUCUCUCAGCCCUGCCCAGCCCCGUCGUGACCUCAGGAGGGAAGGUGACCCUCCAGUGUGCCUCAUGGGAGAAAUUCGACAGGUUCGUCCUGAUGAAGGAAGGAGAACCCAGGCCCUCCUCGACCCUGGACUCCCAGAGACACACCAGUGGGCAGUUCCAGGCCCUGUUCCCAGUGGGUCCUGUGACCCCCGGGCUCAGGUGGAUGUUCAGAUGCUAUGGCUAUUACAGCAACUCCCCACAGGUGUGGUCACGGCCCAGUGACGCCCUGGACCUCCUGGUCUCAGGUGUGUCCAGGAAGCCCUCCCUCCUGACCCCGCAGGGCCCUGUGGUGUCCCCUGGACAGAGCCUGACCCUCCAGUGUCGCUCAGAUGUCGGCUAUGACAGGUUCGCUCUGCACAAGGAGGACUCGGGUGACCCCCCCCAGCACCGAGGCUGGCAGCCCCAGGCUGGGCUCUCUGGGGCCGACUUCCCGCUGGGCCCAGUGAGCAGAUCCCAUGGGGGCCGGUACACCUGCUAUGGUGGACACAACCUCUCCUCCGAGUGGUCGGCCCCCAGUGACCCCCUGGACAUCCUGGUCACAGGACAGCUGUCCUCCUUGCCCUCCCUCUCGGUGCAGCCGGGACCCACGGUGGCCUCAGGACAGAACGUGACCCUGCUGUGUCAGUACUGGAGCCGUGUGGACACUUUCCUUCUGUCCAAGGAGGGGGCGGCCGACCCCCCCCUGCGUCGUAGAUCAGAGAACGGAGGUCAGAAGUACCAGGCCGAAUUCUCCAUGAGUCCUGUGACCUCAGCCCAGGGGGGGACCUAUAGGUGCUAUGGCUCAUACAGCGCCUUCCCUUACCUGCUGUCACAGCCCAGUGAGCCCCUGGAGCUGCUGGUCUCAGAGCCCUCGGGAGACCCCGGCCCCUCCCCCACAGGUCCCGGCUCAGCAGCUGGCCUCACCUGGUACCUGUACGUCCUCAUCGGGGCCGCGGGGGCCUUGGCGCUGCUGCUCUGCCUCCUGGUCGUCCUCGUCCGUCGCCGGCGUCGGGGCGCAGGCAGGAAGCCGGGGGCCGCAGACCCGGAGCCCAAGGACAGAGGCCUGCAGGACAGCUCCAGGCCAGCUGCUGCCGCCCAGGAGGAGACCCUCUAUGCUGCCGUGCAAGACACACAGCCUGAGGAGGGUGUGGAGCUGGACCAGCGGCGGAACACACAGGAUGCAGACCCCCAAGGAAUGACGUAUGCCCAGGUGAGCCACUCAAGAUGAAGACUCAGUCGGGGACUGGCCAGUUCUCCUUCCCCCCUGUUGGGGGACUUGCCAGACACAGAAGACAGACAAGAAGAGCAAGACAGGCAGAUGGACAGUCAGGCCACUGCAUCUGACGCCCCCCCGGAUGUGACCUACGCUCAGCUGAACCGUUUGACACUCAGACGGGAGACGAGUGCACCUCAUUCCUCCCAAUUCGGGGAGCCCCCAGAAGAGCCCAGUGUGUAUGCUGCUCUGGCCAUCCACUAGCCCAGGAAGGACCCGCACGCCACACUCCAGGGAGGGGACCGCAGGGACCGCAGGAGGCACAGGAACUGCCCACAGGCCACCUGAUGGCCCCAGCCAGCCUGGACUCCUAACAUAGACCAGUAGGAACCCGUGGGACCCUCUGGGAGCCACCGGAUUCUGCCAUCAAACAUAGCUGUGCGCCUGUAUUUGGAAAUAAAGCAACGGACUUCUCAAUAAUCCACGAAUGAA